UUCUCCUGUCCCGUUGUAGCAGCAGUCGGCGGACAACGAGAAUGACCAUCAUGUGAAUUAAUUACGCAUAACGGUGAAACGGACUGGAAAAUGAACUUUUACCGGCUGGCUAUAAUACUCGGGGCAUCGGCAUAUGUGUGUGAUGGCGUGGAAGUCACGGUGCGGGAGAAGCAGCGUUAUGCAAUGCUCUUCCAGUCGGUGGUCCUCCACUGCCAGUACCACACCUCGUCCAUCCAGACCCCAGUGGUGCAGUGGUGGUACAAGUCCUACUGCCGCGACCGCACCCGGGAGUCCUUCACCUUCUCAGAGAGUCUGGGAAUCUCGUCGCCCAGCCCGGGCACGGGGUCCCACGUGGACUGCCCCGACAGCAGCCGCACAGUCCGCAUUGUGGCCUCUGCACAGGGACAAUCCCUGACACUGUCUGAACACUACAAGGGCAGAGACAUCGCCAUCAUAAACAAAGCAGACUUGCGGAUUCGGGAGCUGCAGUGGGGCGACAGUGGAGUUUACUACUGUAAAGUUGUCAUCGCUGAUGACCUGGAGGGGAGAAAUGAGGCCCAGGUGGAACUACUUGUGCUCGGCAGGACAGGUGAGCAGGACGAUAUCCUACCUGAGUUUGAUGUGGAGAUUAUGCCAGAGUGGGUGUUUGUGGGAUCUGUAGUCCUGGGCAGUAUCUUGUUCCUGUUAUUUGUUGGGAUCUGCUGGUGCCAGUGCUGCCCGCACUCCUGCUGCUGCUACGUCCGGUGCUGCUGCUGCCCCGACACCUGCUGCUGCCCACGGCACCUGUAUGAAGCAGGGAAGAUGGCGAAGAGUGCCCAGCCCACCCAGGUUCCCAUGUACCCCUACUAUAUCCCCGGGGUCCCGACUACCAUGGUCCCUCUUGCCCCUUCAUCCCACGUAGACCCAAAGAUCACCUCUCUCCCCUCGGUGGAGACAAACCUGGCAGGAGUGCGCAGUGGUUAUCGACUCCAGGCCAAUCAAGGCCAGGACUCAAUGAAAGUUCUGUACUACGUAGAGAAGGAGCUGGCUCAGUUACCCUCUGCCAAGAUGGCUGCACUCCAACCCGGGAGCCUGUCAGAGCUGAGCUCUCUUCACGAUGGAGGAAAUGCAGACUUUAGGCACACCUAUCAGACAGUCCAGAUGAAGGCCCUCCCGCCCAUUGAAGACCUUGAUGACCAGUCAGUGCUGCGGGUGGCUCCGCCCACCCAGAGUCGCAGGCACAGACGGGACAGAAGCAGCCACUCAGAUGAUGAGCUCGACCGCAGGUGGAACCCCCGCUCUGAGCACCUGCAGAGAAAAACAUUAAGCAGCAGGGGGCGCACUGGCUCCCUGGACGAGCUGGAGGAAUUUGCCCGGUCCUACGGCUCCCGCCCUCGCAGGGCUGAGCCUCGUGACCGGGCCUAUGACCAAAAUCAUGUGAACUACAGCCCUCCGAGGCGUUUCUAUGGAGAUGGGGACGAAGGCUGGCGUCGCCGCAGCCCCUCUCCUUUGCCACCUAAGAGAAGGGACACAUGGGACAGCGACCGCCCUGCUCGCCCGUCCCGCUGCCAACCUCAGGGAGGGAGAGAAUAUGAUCACACCUUCCUCAAUAAUAUACUGGAGAGCAAGGCAAGGGGGCGGGGAGGGGACAGAGGUGCCGCGAGGGUGGAUGAUGACAGUGACACUCCCUCCAAGGGCAGCUCUAGAGGCAAGGGCAGCGACUGUUACUAUAGCCGGUCGCCGAGCAACCGUCCUGAGGAGGAUGAUCCCUUGCCUCCAUACACAGAAGUGGAGCGAUACCGCACAGAACGUUUCCGCACGGAACCCCCUGAUACAGAACGAUACAGGACCGCUGACCCUCCCAUGAGGCCUUUCUGUUACGCCCGCCCACCCCUGGGGUCGUCUCACACCUUGCACGGGGGCAGAGACGAGCGGGACAGGAACCGAAACGUGAGCACUGCGCUGAGCAGGGACUCUCUCAUUGUGUGACACAGCACAGAGUUUCCGAAGCUCGGCCGCACCUCACUGCCAGUGUUGAGAAUCUCACCCCUCUUUAUUUAAACCGUCCUGUUGCUAUGCAGGAAGGACUAACUCCUCUACCAGCAGCCAUGUGACGUGUGGCUCGUCUCACUGAAAGUAACAACAUCGCAAAAGAAAAAAAAAAUACUAGGGGAUGGAAAAUCAUGAAAAAUGAGAAUGGAUAAGGCAAUAUUGUGCAGUGAUUUCUUUUAAUAUACGACAGUUUAUGGUUGUGUGUGCUCGUGUACAUGCAUUAUGCACAUGUGGCCUACAGAGUGUAUGUAUAUGGUGUUUGUGUAUGUGUGGUUGAAGCUUUCGCCUUAUACAUGUAAAGUGACUGGACUUGUACCUGUGCCAAUAUAGUUUUCUUUUUAAUUUUUCAAGUCAUUUUUGCCAAUUUCAGAAUGAGUGCAGUCUGAGUCUGUACUCCAUGUUGUGUAUCACUGAGCAGGAAGCCACAAUCCACUUGUAUUUGUCCCUGCACACUUCAGACUUCUUUCUCAAUGCGCUGCAACUCAGGUUUGUGUUUGUUUGUGAAAGAUAUUGUACUGUAUAUGUUGAUGUAUGUACUGUACCUUGAAUUUGUACUGCAGAUUUUAAUUGCACUGUUUAUGUACAUCAAGUCCACACAUUACAUAAAGUGGCCUCAAGGCUACAUAGUGGGCUUUGACACUGUGCCAUUGCUUACAUUUGAAUUUCAAUUUGUUUUGACAUGAAUGAUUUUGAUAUAAAAUACCUAUUGUCUGUCAUAGA
Molecule: messenger RNA, 2751 nt
Organism: Myripristis murdjan (pinecone soldierfish)
Lineage: Eukaryota; Metazoa; Chordata; Actinopteri; Holocentriformes; Holocentridae
Product: immunoglobulin-like domain-containing receptor 2
Exons: 10
Coding region: 91-1968 (625 amino acids)
Biological process (GO): pancreas development
Cellular component (GO): membrane
Source: RefSeq, a predicted model, not a curated record